AUGUGUCAUGGACGAACCAAGGAACUGGGACAUGGAGAAGGAUCAGACAACACAAAAGUUUCCAGAUUUCGGAGGGCACCUAAAAGGAUUCUGGAUCAUUCUUGUGAUGAAUUUGACUGCUCUCAAAAGAAACGUGCAAGUGAUGAAGAAUUUUCUUGCAAAGUUGGCAUGCACAAAGAAUGUAAGGCAGUUAACAGAAUGAUAAAUGAUAGUUUGAGAGAAGAAACAUACGGAAACUACGCCAAACUAACACACAUUGACAUCUUUAAUAAAGAGGACCAUACAAUCUACCCAUACUCAUAUAGAGCAUUAAACUAUUCUAUUACUCUACCACACGAAGAUGAAGGUGGAUUAAAAGCUAAAAUGAUUAUGACAUUAUUUAACAGUGAAGUUGAUUUGUAUUAUAGUAAACAUGAGAUAUGUAGAGUGUUUGAUUUCUCUUCCUCCAAACUUACAGAAAAUGAUCUGAAACAUCCACGUGUUAUUAACUAUCCAUGUAUGUUUGGUUUGGAUGAAAUAUCGAUGACAGAUUAUAAGUUAAAUAUUACUGUUAUACCUUAUCUUGCUAGUCUUCUUUAUUACCUACAGAUAUAUUCAUACGAUCCCAAGUAUAGCUGCCCUGUAAAUAAUGGUAUUUCGGUGUUAAAUGUACAACGUAAACUACACGUAGUGUUUCAAUCAUACCCAAACACUCUUCAUUAUAACCUUACUUUAUAUAAAGAUUCAAAAGCUCUUCAAAAUUUAGAGUUAGCUCAGAAUAAAAACCAACAUGAAUUUAAAUUAGAAGAUGGAGGACUUUACACUGUUGGGAUUAAGCCCAUCAUAAUGGAUAAAUACUGCAAUGAAACUUUGACCAAAUCAGUCAUAUGGAAAGUUGAAGUGAAACACAUAGAGGACAAGAAACAAGGUUAUAUUAACUUGGUAUCAAUUGUUUUACCAGUGGGAAUUAUUAUAAUAACUAUAAUAGCUGGAGUUGUAAUACUAAUUAAAAGACACCGUGAACAACAAAUGGAAAGAAGCGAUGACGAGAGUGCAGCAAGUUUUUUACAAAAUCAACAAAACUCUGAUGAAACAUCCAUUCCUUAUAGAAUGAUAAAAAAAUGGAAAAAAUAA
Lottia gigantea (owl limpet) is the source of this 1113-nucleotide messenger RNA. RefSeq lists its product as hypothetical. The transcript is spliced from 11 exons. NCBI's taxonomy places the organism in Eukaryota, Metazoa, Mollusca, Gastropoda, Lottiidae. The record is from RefSeq and is a predicted model, not a curated record. Bases 1 to 1113 code for a protein of 370 amino acids.